GUAUUUACGUUCGUAGUAGUUUACGAGUUAUCAUUGUACGGCGAGUAUCGUAUGCAUUAUGUACAAUUUAUAUAUUUUUCUAACAUUUUUUUACAUUUAACCUCAAAAUGUUGAAAAGUGGACUGUCAGGAAGGAGAAGAUCCGCUCUGUGAGAGAACGUAAUUUAUUGUGUACAGUUUGUAAGCGAGAAAUGCGAGAAAAUGUAUCCCGCGAAUCACAAAACUAUAUUCGUCCUGGAUCACACUCCGUACUUUGGCAUCUCCACCGAAUGUCCAUUAGAGUUUGACUUUCUGAAGAGUAGGGGACAGAAUCUGAUUCCGCUAGCACCGGUCUGUAAGUCCUUGUGGACCACCAGUGUUGAAGCCUCACUGGAGUACUGUCGUAUUGUGUGGGACCUCUUUCCCACAGGCAAAUUGAUUAGAUUCGUGGUCACUGAUCGUGCUGCUUAUGUAUUGAAUUCAUGGAGUCCUCUGCAACAGAAUUUGAAUCAUAUAAUGAAUGGCACAGCUAUUUUGGGAGUCCCACCAAAGACACCAGAUCCUGGUGAAGAUUAUUCAGUGAUACAUGGUCUACGUGUGGCAAUUGAAACUCUAAAUGAGUGCUCUGAGAUACAGCAUGAAAAAAGAACUUCUCUGAAUGAGAAUACUACUAAGUUGGUAAACAGGGGUAGAGUAAUAUGUAUCACAAGUGCACGUGACAACAGCAAUAUGAAGAGUUUAGAGAAUAUAUUUCUGAAUGAAUUAGCACAGGAAAACAAGACUGCGCUAGCCUCAGAUCACUUGAUACCCAUUGAUUAUUGUCACCUGGUUAUAUUGAAUAUAUAUCCCAAUAAUAUAGAGUCUCAAGUCACUAGUCAAGGCCCACGAGAGAUAUCACCUUUAUUAACAGUAGAAGUGCAUUCAAUCAAGGCCUCAGCACUUCACUCCAAAUUAUCGCAUUUGAUUUUGUCUCAUUAUGAUCUAGCCAGUACCACAGUGACAGGUAUACCAAUGAAAGAGGAGCAAAAUGCCAGUUCUUCUGCUAAUUAUGAUGUGGAGAUAUUUCAUUCUUCUGCUGCACAUACUGCAAUUUUAAAAGCAAAUCCACAAGAUUCAGCAUUAAUAAAAACCUUCAGACGUUUCGAAGAAGGAUCGGAGUAUGAAACAGUUACUCUGAAGUGGUGUACACCGCGUGGUUGCAGUGCAUCGGAAAUGCAAUAUUGUACGGCGAUGCAUCGUAUCACGCCGGUUGAUGUCAACAGUAGGCCGUCCUCUUGUUUGAUCAACUUCUUAUUAAACGGACGAUCGGUGAUGUUGGAGAUGGCCAGAAAAACUGGCGGAAAGACCAUUUCUCAUCUGUUAGCAGCACAUGGUGGAGAGAUUUUUAUUCAUACUCUAUCCACUGCUCGAAGUGUACUUGAGGAUCCACCAUCAAUUAGCGAAGGCUGUGGCGGACGAGUUACGGAUUACAGAAUAACUGAUUUUGGUUUCUUGAUGCGAAAUAACAUACUAGUACCACUUAAACGUACUUCCAAUUCUAAUGAUGAUGGUACAAUAGAAAAAAUGAGAUCAAGAUUGGAACGUCAUACUAAAUAUUGGCCCAUGACUAUUUCUAGUACUCUCAUGUUUAACUUAAAACAGGUGAUAGAUCCGCUCGCAGAACUAAUGGUGAAGGAGGAAUUAACCACGGAUGAAGUAUUACAGUGCAAACAAGUAAUCUUCAGUGUACUCGGAUUGGAAGCAAAGCAUGAAACGUUGCCGCUGCCGAAUAUUGGUGGAGGUCGUGGCGGCAAGGGAGGAGUACGUAGAGAAGAACAUUAUCGUUUAUUAUGGGAUGAGAUGGAAACAUUUCUCAAGCAUCACGCGAAUAACUCGGCUGCGCAUACCGAAGUGCUGACUUGUCUAUUGGAAAUCAGAAAUAAAGAUGACAAGGACAAAGUAGAGCUUGAUCAAGCUCUACGCGAAUUAGACAGUUUUGGUAAGGAAGAUGGAACUGCUCGAGUUAGCGUAAUUAGAGCGACGACAGAUUCGCCGAUGUCGCCGCCGGCGAACGUGUCAAUGCCUCUAAACAAGCAAUUACACAAAGCCAAUGUUGGCUCGAAGAGUCUCCUGGAUAUUUGGCUACAGCGCAGUGCUCCAAAAGAUAGAAAACCAGACUUUCAUGGUAGAAUCAACAGUGAUGGUCUUAAAGCGAAAUUAUAUCCAAAUUUGAAAGAUACGGGAAGAGAACCCAGAGAGACCAUUCUAGAGGGGUAA
Camponotus floridanus (Florida carpenter ant) is the source of this 2234-nucleotide messenger RNA. It is a transcript of the gene asun, whose product is annotated as integrator complex subunit 13. NCBI's taxonomy places the organism in Eukaryota, Metazoa, Arthropoda, Insecta, Hymenoptera, Formicidae. Bases 201 to 2234 code for a protein of 677 amino acids. The record is from RefSeq and is a predicted model, not a curated record. Gene Ontology annotation, biological process: centrosome localization; regulation of mitotic cell cycle. The transcript has 10 exons. Gene Ontology annotation, cellular component: integrator complex.